CACAACCCCACCUAACCAUUCGAACAGGUCAUCCAGUAACUCGACGUCUCCCUGUAUUACAUAUUCCCCUUUAAUACAAUUUGACCCCUAUCAUAGCAACACUCGAUACGUAAUAUUUGCCUUUUCGUUAAUUCUCGUCUAUGUUAAGUAGUGUAGCUAUGGUAUCGUCCAACACCUAUCAGACCAUCCAGAAUUGGAUCAAUCGGCAGCAAGAAUAUGAGGCCACUCACUCAGAGCCUGCCCCGUUGACAGACGCCCAACGAAAACUGCUAGAGAAGCUUGAGCUCGCCUUACCAUCAGAGACGCCGCCUACGCCCGAGCCAGAGUUAGGGGACCCCAACUGGAUUGGUGAGCUACUAGAAUACCGAGCUGCUCGCCAACGGGUACCUUCAGGCAGUCCCGGGGCCGUGUUCAUGGAAGAACAAGGCCCAACUAUAGGCGGCGAGUUAAAAUGGUACUGCCGAGUGAAGAUCGACGAGAAUCCGGAACCAUUUCCCGGUCCAAACGGUGGUUUAGUAAAUGGAAACCAGCCUUAUUUCGGCCGUAAGAAAGACGCCAAGAAGUACGCAGCCAAGUGCGCGGUUGAGUGGCUUAAAGCAAACGGAUACUAUCGACCCGGAACCGAUGCUGUGAAAUCCCCUCAAGCACCCCAAGCCCCUCAACCUCCGAAGCAACAGGUUACGCCACAGUCUUCGCCGGCAAAGAAGAAACCAAAACUCUUACCAUCCUCGCCUGAAGUUCCCGCAGGUGUCACUGUCAAAUCCGAGCCAAAUGGAGCUCGACCGCUUCCCGCUUCUGCCUUCAACAGCGAUGAGAUAUCGGCCGUGGUCGAGGUCGAUCAGCUUUGUACCCGUCUCGGCCUUCCUGGUCGCCCUCAGUAUAAAAUCACGGAAAGUUCUGAUAUUCCCGGCUUCUAUAACGGGUACGUGGACCUAGGUAUACUAGCUACGAAAUUGCCUGUGGGCACCGGCCGCGUGGAAAAGGUCAUGGGCAAGAAAGCGGCCAAGGAGCGGAUUGCAGAGGAAGUGCUGGUGUAUCUACGUAAGUGGGCUGCGGAGCAUGAUGAAGCAGAUAAGCGUUUCCUAGCAGGAAUAGAAUCGAAGAAGGAAGAGGUACCACUUCCAGCAUAGUCAGAUGCAAGACAAGAGGUGCUGCUAUGAUGACUUGGAGUGCGGCUCGUGCUGCACUUGGUGUGUUACGUGGUCAUGAUUUGAAUGAAUAGGCUACGAGCAUGAAUGGGAAUAGAUUCAAAUCCAGGAUACGAUGUCUAGUGGUAACUCAAUGGGCGAAGAACCACUGGAUGUAGAUGCCGCGACUUUAAAGAAAAACGCCUAACAAAAGCUUACGUGUUCAAACCCCCUAUUAAGUCUCCGAAUUAA
Molecule: messenger RNA, 1379 nt
Organism: Annulohypoxylon truncatum
Lineage: Eukaryota; Fungi; Ascomycota; Sordariomycetes; Xylariales; Hypoxylaceae
Exons: 3
Coding region: 141-1130 (329 amino acids)
Source: RefSeq, a predicted model, not a curated record